AUGCCAUACUUUAAACCAGGACAACAAUACUUCUUCUACAAGCCUUACAUUUGGAUGACCGGUUUAGCCUUUCUCAGUUUUGGAUCCAUUUCUUUGAACCGAUGGCAAGCAGGACAACAAGGCAAAUUGUUCCAAGACGUUAGACCUUCUCAAGAAGUGAUCGAUUAUGAAAACAAGUACGUUUAUCGUCCAGGAGAAAACCGAGAUGCCGUGAAUCAAGUUGAUUUUGCUCCUUUGACUCACUCUAGUUGGUUAAAGAAGGAAUAG
Molecule: messenger RNA, 267 nt
Organism: Naegleria fowleri
Lineage: Eukaryota; Heterolobosea; Eutetramitea; Acrasida; Naegleriidae
Exons: 1
Coding region: 1-267 (88 amino acids)
Source: RefSeq, a predicted model, not a curated record